Molecule: messenger RNA, 588 nt
Organism: Caenorhabditis elegans
Lineage: Eukaryota; Metazoa; Nematoda; Chromadorea; Rhabditida; Rhabditidae
Gene: srlf-18
Product: SXP/RAL-2 family protein Ani s 5-like cation-binding domain-containing protein
Exons: 3
Coding region: 6-518 (170 amino acids)
Source: RefSeq, marked reviewed
CCAUGAUGUCUUUGAACACUUCUCUUCUUAUUCUCCUCGUCGCCUCUUUUUCUUCGUUGGUACUGUCCCAAAAUGACUCGAAGAAGGGUGGAUUGCCAAAGAAAGUUCAUUUCUCAUUCGGGCCUGCAUACUUGAGAAAUUUGACAAAAGAAGAGAAACAACAAUAUUAUGCAAUCUUCGGAAAUAAGGAUUUGACAAUCAAGCAACAGGAAGAUCAGAGACUUGCUUUUGCUGAGAAACACGGAUUCGGACAAGCUAUCAAAGACGAUAUCAAACUGAAAGCUGGCAAUCACGAACUCAUCCGAAAGGAACGACCUGAAAUCAUCAAGAAUCUUUUGGCUGCUCACGAGGCAACCAUGAAGAUUUUCGAUAAUAAGGAUCAGACAUUGAGCCAACGGGAAGCUGCAGUUAAUGCUUUGAAGAAGAAAUAUCCACAUGCACCAUCAACCCUUUACUACAUUUCUCGAUUGAUUACCGGAAACGGAAAACAUCAAACUCCAUUCAUAAAGCAUCACUAGAUAAUUCAUUUUUUGAAAUUUUAAAAAUGAGUUUGUGAAUUUAUUAAUUGAGUAAAAGUUUUUUGUGUGC